GCCUCCAAAGCCAGCCCGCAGGCUUGAGGGGAAGAGGCCGAGUGCACACUUCUUCCACUCUCGACCCACUCUUCACGCUGCCAUGGGGCCCAGCACUCCACUCCUCCUCUUCUUCCUUUUGUCAUGGUCAGGACCCCUUCGAGGACAGCAGCACCACCUUGUGGAGUACAUGGAACGCCGGCUAGCUGCCUUAGAGGAGCGCCUGGCACAGUGCCAGGACCAGAGCAGUCGGCAUGCUGCCGAGCUGCGGGACUUCAAGAACAAGAUGCUGCCGCUGCUGGAGGUGGCAGAGAAGGAGCGAGAGGCGCUCAGAACCGAGGCUGACACCAUCUCGGGCAGAGUGGACCGUCUGGAGCGGGAGGUUGACUAUUUGGAGACCCAGAACCCAGCUCUGCCCUGUGUGGAGUUUGAUGAGAAGGUGACCGGAGGCCCUGGGACAAAAGGCAAGGGCAGAAGAAACGAGAAGUACGAUAUGGUAACAGACUGUGGCUACACAAUCUCUCAGGUGAGGUCAAUGAAGAUCCUGAAGCGGUUCGGUGGCCCAGCUGGUCUGUGGACCAAGGAUCCAAUGGGCCCAGCAGAGAAGAUCUACGUAUUAGAUGGGACACUGAAUGACACAGCCUUUGUCUUCCCGAGGCUGCGGGACUUCACCCUUGCUAUGGCUGCCCGGAAAGCUUCCCGAGUCCGGGUGCCCUUCCCCUGGGUGGGCACCGGGCAGCUGGUGUACGGUGGCUUUCUGUAUUAUGCCCGGAGGCCUCCCGGAGGGCCUGGAGGUGGUGGGGAGUUGACCACUUUGCAGCUCAUCAAAUUCCACCUGGCCAACCGAACAGUGGUGGACAGCUCAGUGUUCCCAGCAGAGGGGCUGAUCCCUCCGUAUGGGCUGACAGCGGACACCUACAUCGACCUGGCAGCCGAUGAGGAGGGCCUGUGGGCUGUCUAUGCCACCCGGGAGGAUGACAGACACUUGUGUCUGGCUAAGUUAGACCCACAGACACUAGACACAGAGCAGCAGUGGGACACGCCGUGUCCCAGGGAGAAUGCCGAGGCUGCCUUUGUCAUCUGUGGGACCCUCUACGUCGUCUAUAACACGCGCCCUGCCAGUCGGGCCCGCAUCCAGUGCUCCUUUGAUGCCAGUGGCACCCUGAGCCCUGAACGGGCAGCACUGUCUUACUUUCCCCGCCGAUACGGUGCCCAUGCCAGCCUCCGCUAUAACCCCCGGGAGCGCCAGCUCUAUGCCUGGGAUGAUGGCUACCAGAUUGUUUAUAAGCUGGAGAUGAGGAGGAAAGAGGAGGAAGUUUGAGGAGCUGGCCUUGUUUUUGGAGUCCCUCUCACCGCCAUACAUUUCUGUCCCUGCUGGAUUUCCUGCUCCUUGUUCUCCAGAGGUCAGCAGGUCGUGCCUCAAUGUCCCCUAUUUUUUAGCCAAUGGCAUCCAUGUUCUCAUAGCCCCAUUGUUUCAGAUGGAACUCCAGAUGCCAAGGCAUCUUUUUAGAGCUAAAAAUGUCAAAACUCUAAAUGUUCAUUGCUGCUCUCCCACCCCAUGUCAAAGGAUCUCAGGCUCCAGUCAGCCUAGACCCGGAGCACUGCAACCCCAGGGACCCGGCAACGGUGUGUGUUCUUGCCCUCUGUACGACUUCUGGGAGAGCAGAAAGAGACCCAGCACUGCCCUCUCUCUCUCCCCCUCUUCUCCACCUCACUUUGUAUUGCAACAUUUUGCAUUAAAAAGAAAAUCCACUCCUC
Messenger RNA from Lepus europaeus (European hare), 1737 nucleotides. RefSeq names its product olfactomedin like 3 (gene OLFML3). Bases 83 to 1300 code for a protein of 405 amino acids. The transcript has 3 exons. Gene Ontology annotation, biological process: signal transduction. NCBI's taxonomy places the organism in Eukaryota, Metazoa, Chordata, Mammalia, Lagomorpha, Leporidae. The record is from RefSeq and is a predicted model, not a curated record.